This is a messenger RNA of Habropoda laboriosa, 460 nucleotides long. It is a transcript of the gene ATPsynCF6, whose product is annotated as ATP synthase-coupling factor 6, mitochondrial. Gene Ontology annotation, biological process: proton motive force-driven ATP synthesis. The record is from RefSeq and is a predicted model, not a curated record. Gene Ontology annotation, molecular function: proton transmembrane transporter activity. Bases 77 to 364 code for a protein of 95 amino acids. The transcript has 4 exons. NCBI's taxonomy places the organism in Eukaryota, Metazoa, Arthropoda, Insecta, Hymenoptera, Apidae.
UCUGUAUAUUGAUAAUACUCUAAGGUAACGAAUAUCGACGUCUACUGCUGAACUGAAACUUAAUUAAAAAGGAAAAAUGCUUACCCAGCGCCUUGUUAAAAGUGCACCAAAAGUUAUUAAACGUAACAUUGGGAUUCUUGCACCAGCAUUCAAAGAAGCAACAGAUCCCAUACAAAAAUUGUUCCUUGAUAAAAUCCGUGAAUACAAAUCAAAAAGCUCUGGUGGAAAAUUAGUUGAUCCUACUCCUGAAAUUGAAAAAGAAAGGCAUUCUGAGCUUGACAGAAUUAUGAAACAAUAUGAGUUGAAGGGUGAUGUAACAGAAUUCCCAAAAUUCUCGUUUAAAGAUCAAGAAGUGGAAAAAUAAAUACAGUAAUGUAAUUCUAUAUAAAUACACAUAGAAUUGGAAAAUUUAUAUCAAAACUGUUAGAUUUAAUGCUAAGUAACCAAUUGUAAAAAUAUA